Trematosphaeria pertusa is the source of this 1490-nucleotide messenger RNA. Its product is annotated as acyl-CoA dehydrogenase NM domain-like protein. The transcript has 2 exons. The coding region runs from base 124 to 1416 and encodes 430 amino acids. NCBI's taxonomy places the organism in Eukaryota, Fungi, Ascomycota, Dothideomycetes, Pleosporales, Trematosphaeriaceae. The record is from RefSeq and is a predicted model, not a curated record. Gene Ontology annotation, molecular function: flavin adenine dinucleotide binding; oxidoreductase activity, acting on the CH-CH group of donors.
CCUGCAUCAGCUCCCAUCAGCAUGUAGCAUACCUCUCCGGAGAGUAUUUAGGUGCUCUACACGCCCUUUUUAGCUUCUAUUAUCCAGCCCCGAGCUACUACCAGGUGGCCCGCCACUUCCACAAUGUCAUCCACGCCCGUCGUGCCGUUCUCGGAACCGCCGUACCUCGCCGGCCUCCCUUCCCCGUACUACAAGCCGACGCACCUGAAGUGGCAGAAGGCAUGCCGCGAAUUCGUAUCCAAACAUUUACUGGAGAAUGCGCUGGAGUGGGAUACCGCCGAAAACGUGCCGGAGCACGUCUUCGAGGAGUUCGCGAAGGCGGGCAUGCUAAUCCCAUCUUUACCCGCCCCGCUGCCAGUAGAAUGGUUGAAGCGGCUCGGUAUACAUGAACUGCUCGACGCAGUCAAGGUGGAGGAAUUCGACUAUAUCCACACGAUGAUAUACAUCGAUGAGAUGGCACGUUCAGGCCUGGCAGGGCCAUCAGGGUCCCUCACAACCGGCAUGUCCUUCGGCGUCCCUCCGAUCCUCAAAUACGGAAACAAGCAGCUGCAAGAGCGCUUCCUCCCAGAGCUCCUCACGGGCAAGAAACGAACAUGUAUCGCGAUCACCGAGCCCGCUGCCGGAUCUGACGUCGCUAACAUCACUACCACCGCUACGAAGACCCCUGACGGGAAACACUACAUAAUCAAUGGCACGAAGAAGUGGAUUACCAACGGCAUCUGGGCAGAGUACUCUUCAAUGGCGGUUCGAACCGGCGGGCCUGGCCCGACAGGCCUCUCCAUGCUCGUGGUACCGCUGAAGGGCUACCCAGGCGUCAGCAUGCGCCGGCUGAAAGUUGGUGGGCAGGUCUCAGCAGGGACAACCUUCAUUGAGCUCGACGACGUCAAGGUCCCCGUCAAGAAUCUGAUCGGUCAGGAGGGCAUGGGCAUGCGGUACAUCAUGACCAAUUUCAAUCACGAGCGACUCACCAUCGCUAUUGGCGCAACGCGACAGUCCCGCGUCGCGCUCGCAGCAGCCAUGGAAUACGUACUCAAGCGCGAGGCCUUUGGCAAGCCACUCGUAGAGCAGCCCGUUGUGAGACAUCGGCUGGCCAAAUGUGGCGCUUUGCUGGAGAGCCAAUGGGCGUGGGUCGAACAAUUCGUUUAUCAGAUGACACAGCUCCCCAAAGAGACGGCUGACAUCGAGCUGGGCGGGCUGACGGCCAUGGCGAAAGCGCAGGCUGGCAUUGUGCUGAACGAGUGUGCGCAGUGCGCCAUACUUUUGUUUGGUGGAAACGGAUAUACGAGGUCCGGUCAGGGAGAGCUCAUUGAGAGUAAGUUGCAUUUUACGGACGCCACACCCUUCCACGGCGUUCUCCAUCCUAAUUUUCUUCCCACUUUCGGUGGAAAUGGGCUCCCGGCUGACUUUCGCACCUAGGAAUCUAUCGUGAAGCGCCUGGGAUUCGAAUACCUGGGGGUAGUGAGGAUGUCAUGCUCGACCUGGGCGUGCGG